Molecule: messenger RNA, 1376 nt
Organism: Epinephelus lanceolatus (giant grouper)
Lineage: Eukaryota; Metazoa; Chordata; Actinopteri; Perciformes; Serranidae
Source: RefSeq, a predicted model, not a curated record
AUGGCAGAAGAGAGCAGCAGCGUCACACAGCAGCCACCCUUCCAGAGUGGGGUCCCCCUGAAAGACUUGGAGCACGAUAAGGAGUUCCUACCAGUGCGGCGGCAUCACCGAGAGUUCAGAUUCGACCUAUCGCGGAUCCCAGAGGGCGAGGCGGUCACUGCUGCCGAGUUUCGUAUAUACAAAGACUUCAUCCACGAACGUUUCGAUAACGAGACCUUCCGCAUCAGCGUCUACCAGGUGUUAGAGGAACACUCUGAUAGGGAGUCAGACCUGUUUCUGCUGGACUCGCGGGUGAUCUGGGCAGCAGAGGAGGGCUGGUUGGUGUUUGAUGUUACAGCCACCAGUAACCACUGGGUCCUGAACCCUGGCAGGAACCUGGGUCUACAGCUCGCCCUGGAGAGCACAAAUGGAGAGAGCAUCAACCCUCGUGUGGCCGGGCUGAUUGGUCGCAGUGGGCCUCAGAAUAAACAGCCCUUCAUGGUGGCCUUCUUCAAAGCCACUGAGGUGCACCUGCGAAGCAUCCGCUCAGCGCAAGGGGGGGCCAAGCAGCGUAACCCCAACCGCUCCAAAGGGACAAAGAGCCAAGAGGCGCUGCGAGUGGCCAAUGUUGCAGAGAACAGCAGUACUGAUCAGAAGCAGGCGUGUAAGAAGCAUGAGCUCUACGUCAGUUUCAGAGACUUGGGGUGGCAGGACUGGAUCAUCGCUCCAGAAGGAUAUGCGGCGUACUAUUGUGAGGGAGAGUGUGCCUUCCCGCUGAACUCCUACAUGAACGCCACAAACCAUGCCAUUGUGCAAACCCUUGUUCAUUUUAUUAACCCGGAGACGGUCCCUAAGCCGUGUUGUGCCCCCACACAGCUCCACGCCAUCUCAGUGCUCUACUUCGAUGACAGCUCCAAUGUCAUCCUCAAGAAAUACCGCAACAUGGUGGUCAGAGCUUGUGGCUGCCACUAGGUUAUCAGCAUCUUAACAUAGACACACACACAUAUGCACACACACACAAGUAGAAAGGGCUUCUUCUUGCUGUCAGGCGCCAUUUGAAACAUAUGAAACCUGUGCAAAUGAUUUUCUCGUUACAUUUCAAAGGCUGUCCUGAAGUAAACACGAUGUUUUGUGGCUGAGCAGGACUUUCAAUCAGUUUCAGACUCCUCACCACACAUGCACACACACACACGCACAAACAAACACACACACACACACACACACACACACACUCACGUUUGUGCUUCCUACUGUGUAUACGAGACAUUAAAAGCAGUGAUUGUACUGUAUAUUCAUUCACAGUCAACAAUCUUUUGUUUAUUUCAAUAAUUGUUAUUGUAGUUGAUUCUUUUACUGUAGAUUUUAUUAUAUAUAUAAAUAUAUUUUUAUGACUGAGA